UUUGUCGAGCUUCCUCAUAUUUGAUAUUCGCUUGAGAAGAUCUGGAAGAGAAGAAACAGAGAGAGCGCGCUAAAAUCCCGAAAGAAGUAAACCACUGCUCUCUGCCAGUCAAAACCCGAAGCUUCGAAGAUGAGUACUAUGAAGUUUUGCCGAGAAUGCAACAACAUUCUGUACCCUAGAGAGGACAGGGAGCAGAAGAUCCUUCUCUACGCCUGUCGCAACUGCGAUCAUCAGGAGGCUACUGAUAACAACUGUGUGUACAGAAACGAGGUACAUCAUUCUGUUGGGGAGCGCACUCAAGUAUUACAGGACGUAGCUGCAGAUCCCACUCUUCCUCGCACUAAAUCUGUUAGGUGCAACAACUGCGGCCAUGGAGAAGCUGUAUUCUUCCAGGCUACUGCUAGAGGAGAGGAGGGUAUGACGCUCUUUUUUGUCUGCUGCAACCCAAACUGUGGCCAUCGAUGGAGGGAUUAGAAUCCAUUUGCUCAUAGUGCUUGUUGAUGGAAUUCAACACAUACCUUUCACAAUGAAAUAUAACUCCCGAUUUUUCUGGCUCAAAUGUAUUUUGCUUAAGAGCAUGACUGGUAUGUACUUUCGUUAUGAUAUUAAUGGCGCAAUAUUUCAGUACCCUGCGUUGUUUAGGAGUAUUCAAUAA
Messenger RNA from Tripterygium wilfordii, 655 nucleotides. Its product is annotated as DNA-directed RNA polymerases II, IV and V subunit 9B. Gene Ontology annotation, molecular function: zinc ion binding; DNA-directed RNA polymerase activity; nucleic acid binding. NCBI's taxonomy places the organism in Eukaryota, Viridiplantae, Streptophyta, Magnoliopsida, Celastrales, Celastraceae. The coding region runs from base 130 to 474 and encodes 114 amino acids. Gene Ontology annotation, biological process: transcription initiation at RNA polymerase II promoter; maintenance of transcriptional fidelity during transcription elongation by RNA polymerase II; transcription-coupled nucleotide-excision repair. The record is from RefSeq and is a predicted model, not a curated record. Gene Ontology annotation, cellular component: RNA polymerase II, core complex. The transcript is spliced from 4 exons.